UUGAAGAUUUUCCGUCGCGAAAUCAUCUCCCUUUAUAGGGAGUGAAACCAUAUACACGUGGCUACUGUGAUAUUUUACGAAUGAUCGUGUGAUUUAGAAUGGGAUAGCAUCCGAAAUUUUUCCUUUAUUUUCAACAUUACUAAGAGUGAGUUGGUGAAGAAAAACAGAAGAUGAUAGAUCCUUCUUCAUCUGAAGAGGAUAGUGAAGAGGAGCACGGAGCCGGUCACCAUGCUGGACAUCAUCCUCCAACACAUCAUCACCACCGUUCAUCCUCCCAUACCCAAGUCGCUGAAUCGUCACCAUAUCACCAACAGCAUGGUUCUGAUUUGGGAAGUGGUACGCUGGAGGUACCUGCUCCAAAUGCCUCGGUGGCUCAACGUUCAUUAUCACCAUCCAGUGCCGUAUCAGCUGAAACGAUCAGCUAUAGUUUGGGGUCUUCCAGGGCAAAUUCCUUACCGCGCCCCACGAGUCCAUCGCCUUCUCUUGCCUCAGAGAAAACCGAGGUAGAUAUACAAGAAAAACAAGAACGGGAAGAAGAAGACCGGAAGAGAAGAAUACAACUCUAUGUUUUUAUAUCAAGAUGUAUAGCUUAUCCUUUUAAUGCAAAGCAGCCUACUGAUAUGACUAGGCGACAAACAAAAAUAACCAAGCAGCAGUUAGAAAGUAUCAUCAAUCGAUUUCAAAGUUUUUUGAAGGGAGAAACACAAAUAAUGGCAGAUGAAGCUUUUCAAAACGCUGUACAGAAUUAUCACGAUGUGUUCUUGAAAUCCGAAAGGGUUGUAAAAAUGGUACAAUCUGGUGCCUGUUCACAAUAUGACUUCAGAGAAGUUUUUAGGAAUAACAUAGAAAAACGAGUUAGAUCAUUGCCUGAAAUGGAAGGUUUAAGUAAAGAAACGGUUUUUACCUCAUGGAUGGCUAAAUUUGACUGCAUAUUAAAAGUUAUGGAUGACGAAUCUAAAAGACCAUCGAGGAUGCAGCAAAAUUUAAAUUCUGAAUUAAUAUUGUCAAAGGAGCAGUUAUAUGAUAUGUUUCAGCAAAUAUUGGGUGUUAAAAAAUUCGAACACCAGUUGCUAUUUAACGCUUUGCUUCUCGAUUCAGCUGAUGAGCAAGCGGCAGCUAUUAGAAGAGAAUUGGACGGCAGAAUGCAGAAAGUAUCAGAAAUGGAAAAGAACCGGAAGUUAAUGCCAAAGUUCGUGCUAAAGGAAAUGGAGUCUCUGUAUAUAGAAGAACUUAAGUCAUCUAUAAACUUGCUGAUGGCGAAUUUGGAGUCACUACCAGUGUCGAAAGGAUCGAUGGAUUCCAAAUAUGGCUUACAAAAACUUAAACGCUAUAAUCACAGGUUGCAUAACCAUAAUAAUCCGUAUAAUGUGAAGCAUAUUUUGAUGAAUUAUGUUACUUCUUUUAGAUCGCAAGGAUCUUUAGCAAAGCUCGAAGGGGAUUCCGCAGAUAGUGAUACACAGCUAACAAAACUAGAUGUAGUGCUGACCUUUCAAUUAGAGGUAAUAGUAAUGGAAGUGAGAGGGUUAAAGUCUUUAGCAACAAAUCGUAUAGUAUACUGCACCAUGGAAGUGGAAAACGGCGAAAAAUUGCAAACCGACCAAGCGGAAGCAUCUAAACCCAUGUGGGAUACCCAAGGAGACUUUUGUACCACUCACCCUCUACCCAUAGUUAAAGUAAAAUUAUAUACUGAAAACCCUGGUAUGUUAGCACUAGAAGACAAAGAGCUGGGAAAAGUUAUACUGAAGCCAACUCCACUUUCAUCAAAGGCACCAGAAUGGCAUAAGAUGUCCGUACCAAAAAACUUACCCGAUCAGGAUUUGAGGAUAAAAAUCGCAUGUAGAAUGGAUAAGCCUCUUAAUAUGAAGCAUUGCGGUUAUUUGUACGCAAUUGGGAAAAAUGUCUGGAAAAAAUGGAAAAAGCGAUAUUAUGUACUAGUACAAGUUUCUCAGUAUACCUUCGCGAUGUGUAGUUAUAAGGAAAAGAAAUCAGAACCUUCUGAGAUGAUGCAACUUGAUGGAUAUACUGUUGAUUACAUCGAAGCGUCUAGUGCCAACUUGAUGGUGGGAAUGGGUAAGCACUUGGAAGGAGGUAGAUAUUUCUUUAAUGCCGUCAAGGAAGGCGACAGCAUUAUAUAUGCUAGUGACGAUGAGAACGAAUGUCAUCUUUGGGUCAUGGCGAUGUACCGAGCAACUGGACAAUCUCACAAGCCCACACCUCCGCUUACUCUACAAGAUAAGAAUUCUACCAUUUCGAAGAUUCAGGGAGAUGCUGACAGAGCAAGGAAGCAUGGAAUGGAGGAUUUUAUAUCUGCCGAUCCCUGUCAGUUUGAUCACGCUUCUCUGUUUAAACUUUUCCAAAAUCUUACGUUGGAAUAUCGGUUAAAUGAUCCAUACUGUUCAUUGGGUUGGUUUAGUCCUGGUCAAGUGUUUGUGCUAGACGAAUACUGUGCCAGAUACGGGGUUCGAGGUUGCUAUAGACAUUUAUGUUAUUUGUCAGACCUUUUAGAUAGAGCAGAGAAGAAUUUAAUGAUCGAUCCGACGUUGAUCCAUUAUAGUUUUGCCUUUUGCGCCAGCCAUGUCCAUGGAAACAGUAAUAACUUUAGACCGGAUGGAGUUGGGAGUGUCACGCAUGAAGAGAAGGAGAAGUUUCAAGAAGUUAAGGAUCGAUUACGUGUUCUACUAGAAAAUCAAAUUACGAAUUUUAGGUUUUGUUUUCCUUUCGGGCGCCCUGAAGGCGCAUUGAAGGCCACCCUUUCGUUAUUAGAAAGGGUUCUCAUGAAAGAUAUUGUCACACCAGUGCCUCCAGAAGAAGUUCGCAGUAUGAUUAAAAAAUGUCUAGAAACUGCGGCCUUAGUUAAUUAUACUAGGUUAUCAUCCGAAGCUAAAAUUGAAGAAGAUUUACGUGGGGAUACUAUGGUAUCCCCAAAUAAGAAACUCGACGAUUUAAUUCACUUGGCAGAACUUUGUGUGGAUUUACUGCAACAAAACGAGGAGCAUUAUGCAGAGCAACUGCGCAAGGCAGACCGGCAACCGACAAGUCAAGCAGCCUCAGCGGGCGCAAAUACAAAUGCUCAGCCAGCUGCGCCCGCUCCAGGCACCCCUGGUGGCCGUGAAGCCAAGCACCCUUCUGUGUCUCGCUAUUGCAUGCCUCAGCAUGCAACUUACACCCCACCAGAUCCUACGGCCUUUGCGUGGUUUAGCGACUUAUUGGUUGAACACGCUGAAAUAUUUUGGUCCUUGUUUGCCGUGGAUAUGGAUAGAGUUCUCGCCGAGCAACCUGCGGAUACCUGGGAUUCAUUUCCACUUUUUCAGGUCUUAAAUGAUUAUCUUAGAGCUGACGAUAAUUUGAAAAACGGAAGAUUUCAUCAACACUUACGAGACACCUUCGCACCACUAGUAGUUAGAUAUGUGGAUCUUAUGGAGUCUUCGAUUGCGCAGUCUAUCCAUAAGGGAUUUGAAAAAGAAAGAUGGGAGAUAAAAGGUAUGGGAUGUGCAACAUCUGAGGAUUUGUUUUGGAAGCUAGACGCUCUUCAGUCUUUUAUAAGAGAUCUACAUUGGCCAGAUGCAGAGUUUCGCCAACACCUAGAACAACGCCUAAAACUCAUGGCCUGUGAUAUGAUGGAAUCCUGCAUACAAAGAACUGAAUCAGCGUUUCAACAGUGGUUAAAAAAGUCAGUUACCUUCAUUUCCACAGAUUACAUUAUACCCUCUGAGAUGUGUGCGAUGGUCAACGUAAUAUUAGAUGCAAAGAAUCAAUCUCUGAAACUUUGUGCGGUUGAUGGCAUUGAUUUGCACCAGUAUCAUACAAAAAUCGAUGACAUGAUUGAAAAAACCAAUGCUAAUAUAGUGCAGGGUCUAACAGGCAAAUUGAUGUCAGUGUUAGAAGCAACACUAUCAAAAUUAUCUCGAUAUGAUGAGGGUAGUCUUAUUGGAUCCAUCUUAAGCUUUACCAAUGUAUCUGGGUCUGGAAAGGACAUGGGACAAGGAUAUGUCAACUUUACAAGAAAUUGUAUGGACCAGAUCCGUCAGAAAAUCACUGACGAACUGUGGAUUCUAACUUUUUUUGAACAGUGGUAUACAAGUCAGAUAAAUAUGCUCUGUAACUGGCUUUCUGAGAGAUUGGAUCAUACUUUGCAUCCCUACCAAUGUACGUGCCUUGCUCAUAUAAUAAAGAAAAUUUAUACUGAUUUUGAACUUCAAGGCGUUAUGGAAGAUAAGUUAAAUUCUAAGGCGUAUCAGACAAUAGCUCAAAGAAUGACAACGGAAGAAGCCACGUGUGCGCUAACCAUGGGACAAGCCGAAAGUGGCAUUGAAGGUCUGGACGAAGAUGCUGACACCAGGAGCAAAACGAAAGUGACAAUAAUGGAAAGUUUAAGUGGUGAAGAGGGAAACUUCGUUUCCAACGUAGGAGCAGUAAUAGGAGGAAAAGUAGGAACAAUUUUUGGAAAGGGCUUAGGAGGAAUCGGUUCAAAACUUGGAGGAGGUACAGGCAGUUGGUUUUAAGAGUCAAGUUAGCAUAUGGCAUAGCUUUUAUUUUGUUAUAUUUUGUACGAAGCAUAUUUGACCAGAAUGCGGUCAGUUUCUGUAAAAAUUAUACUUAACUGAAAUUGUGUAUAUACUAUUUUUUAAUUCAUAAUUAUAAAUAAAAUAAGUGUUAGUUCACAUGUAAUACAGCUAUUACCUAAUCAUUUUAAAACACUUGAAUGGAAUCACUUCGAAAAAUAAAUUAAGCCCAAAAAAUAGCUUAAGGGACCAGAGAUCUUGUUUCAAAUAGAUUUUUAAUUUAAGCCUGGUUUGCUAAAUUGACUUCCAGGUAGGUUUUGUAUAUAUUGACAAUGUUAUAUAAUAUACUAUUUUUACUACAAAACAAGCAUGCGUCAUUCAACAUUGCUGACGUCAGAGCAUUGCCAAAACAUUAGAAUAUAACUUUUAAUCAUGGCGAUAUCUCUUGUACAGUGAGAAGCUAGGCAUCAUUACUUGUCAGAGAUAUUUUUCUUUCUUUUUGGUUACUGUACAAAUAAUAUCUAUAAUUCUUUAUUCUAAAAUUAAUGAUGUCAAUUGCUUUUCAUUACUUGCCGAAAUAUAUUAAUAAUUAACAACAAUAUUAUAGUAUAUAAUCAAUAAAGAAGAUCAUUUAAUAUUUUAAGCCUAAAAAUUUCAUAUUUAAUCUAAUAAUGGACAAAAUAAUAGAACAUCUUCCCCACAGAACAGCUGGAUUUAGAUUGGUAAUACAUUCUUUAUAGUCGUUUGCUACGCUGACGAUGCUGUCCUUAUCGCCGAUUCUGAAAAUAUUCUCCAAAGGCUGCUACAUGCUUCUUCUUCUUCUUUGAGUGCCUCUCCUAUCAGAGAUUGGAUAUCAUUAGGGCGAUUCUAAUUUUAUUUACUGCUGUUUUGAACAAUUCGUUAGUGGUACAGCCAAGCCACUCUCUCAAAUUUCUCAUCCAGGACAUUCUUCUACGGCCUGGAUUUCUUCGUCCUUGGAUUUUUCCUUGCAUUAUAUUUUGUAGGAAUGUGUACUUCUGUCCUCUCAUCAGGUGGCCUAAGUAUUCAAGUUUUCUCUUUUUUAUACUCCGUAGAACUUCUGGCUCGUUAUUUAUUCUGCGUAUUACUUCUUCAUUUGUAAUUUUAUCCACCCAACUUAUUCGUAGUAUACGGCGGUAGCACCACAUCUCAAAGCUUUCAAGAUUUUUAAUAUUCCUCUGUUUAAGAGUCCAUGACUCAACACCGUAGAGCAAAGUACUGAAUACAUAGCAUUUUAACAUUCUAGUUCGUAGAUGAAUACUAAUAUCACGAUUACAAAAUAAUUUUUUCAUUUUUAUAAAAGUAGACCUGGCAAUUUCAAUACGUCUUUUUAUCUCGUGAUUUUGGUCACCUGUUUCAUUGAUAAGGGUUCCCAAGUAUUUGUAUUCGUUUACUUUUUCAAGUUGGGUACCGUUUAUUGUGAUACUAGUGUCAUUUAUUGGAUUCUUACUGAAGGUCAUAUAUUUGGCUUUUUUGACGUUCAUCCUUAUGCCGUAGUCAUUACAUAUCUCAUUCAUAGUUUCAACUAAAUGUUGUAGAUCUUCCGCUGUUUUUGCCAUUAUCACAGUAUCGUCAGCAUAUCGAAUGUUAUUGAUAACUUCUCCAUUGACUAUUAUCCCUUCGUUUGCAUAUGAGAGAGCUUCUUGGCAUAUUUGUUCGCUGUAGAUAUUAAAUAAGAGCGGUGACAAUAUACAACCCUGUCGUACUCCUCUACGUAUUUCUAUUUCGUCCGAUGUUUGCUACAUGCAAUUAAUACUAAAACUAAUGAACUAAAUAUGCUCAUCAACACCGAGAAGACUAAGUGCCUAGUAAUUUCCAAAGAACCGAUAAGAUGCAAAUUGGAAAUUUAUUCCAAAACUGGGAAACAGGUGAAUCACUUCAAAUAUCUUGGUGCGGAAAUAACAAGCUAUGGAAAUCUCUCAAAAGAGGUCAGAGAACAAAAAAUGAAAGCAGCUAGAAUAUCGGGAUGCCUGAAAGAAAUCGUAUAAACCUAAUUGCCUUUCGCCUUUCUUUUAUUAGAUGUCGCUGUUGCGUCCAUUUGUUAAUUAAUUUAUUGUAAUUGGCAUACGGGUUGAAAAGGUUUGAUUUCGAUUCAGAGAAUCACUACAAGCUGUCCUGAAGAUACCAAGAGGUUGAAAUGGACCAUAGACAGAUGGUGUGGUUAUAACUGCCUUUACCCAUUUAGAUAUUAUUUGUACGGUAAACAAUAACAAAGAAAAAUAUAUCUGACAACUAAUAAUGCCUAGCUUCUCACUGUACAAGAAACAUGGCCAUGAUGAAAAGUCAUAUUCUAAUGUUUUGGCAAUGCUCUGAUGUCUGAAAUCUUGAAUGACGGAAGCGUGUUUUUGUAGUAAAAAUAGUAUACAGAUAUGAUUAUUCAAGUGUUUUAUUCGAAUUGUAAAUGAAUUUAAAUAUUAUGUCAUUUUAUAGCAUUCUUUUGUUCGUUAACUUUUAAAUUUUAUAGGUUGUCAUAGAUUUUAAGAAAAUUUGUGGUUAAACUAAUUUAAAAAAAAUAUUGCACAAAGAUAGGGGAGCCCUAUCAGUUGUUUAACAUUUGUUUAUAGUUAUUCAAAUUAAAAAUGUUUGUCUUUUGUACUGGAUAUAAAUAACUAUAUAUCAUAUUGUAACUAUUCGAAAAAUUAAACAUAUCGUAUAGAGUUGAAAAAUUAUAAUUUUUGUAAAACUAAAGAAAAUAAAGUUAUAUCACAUCUAGAAUAUUUCAUAACAAAUAUUUAAAAGAGAAGACGUAUUUUGUCUUUUUGUUUUAUGAAAUAUUUAAAUAUAUUUUCAUAGAUUCUUUCAAUGGUCGAAUAUUUUUAUUUGGAUUUCAUUUUGGCUUUCGACAAUGUCUUAGUAGAUAAUGCAAGAUAUAUCGAUAAUGGUAAAAAUAUAAUAUCGGACUGAGCUGUUUGAAAUAGGACUGCCAUUUAUGGAAUAUACGCAUAUUGCUUUUUAAUUCGGCUAAAAAAGCUUCAGAUAAUCUGCAAUCAUUUAAAUUUUUUUUAAUUAACACACCCGUCAUAUUAUCCGCCCCUAUCUUGAAAACGAAGCAUUUGUGGACAUAUGUACGUUUAUAAAGCAAACUGUCAUUAUUUUUUCAUGGAGAAUUACCCCUUAAAGUUUGCCAUACUUAUUUAAAAACACCCUGUAUUGAUGAAAUACGUGGCUAGUUGAAAGUACCUAACUUUUUUAUGGUCCACCAACAUAAGCGAAUGUAUCAAAGCACAGAAUGUUGAGAAAACAUGAGGCUAUAGUUGGGUUUUAUUUUUAUUAUUUUAUAAAUGCUAGGAUAUUCUACAGGGUGAUGUGAAUUUGGAGAAAAACACAGCUUGAUUGAUACACCCGGUAUACAAUGAAAAUUUCGCUGUUUAGCAACAAUUUUAUUACACCCAUAUUGUUAAAGAAUAAAGCUAUAAACAUAUUAAAAAAAUCACUUAAAUCGGACAACAGGUUUAAGAAAUUCGAGACAUCAAAAAUGACCUAUUUUCAGGUGGGCGGUUAAUUUUGCCAGUGAGUGUAAACAUUUUGAAAAUUGGUAAUAAAGAGAUGGGUCUAUAAGAUGUGACUUUAUGUGGCGAUUUGCCUGGUCUUUGAAUCAUAAUAAUUUAUAGUGCUUUCCACAUCUUAGGUACAUCUUCUUCUUCUUAUGCCACUCCUAUCGGAGAUUGGAAAUCAUCAAGGCUACCCUGACUUUGUUUACAGCUGACCUAAAAAGUUCAUUAGUGGUGCAGCCAAACCACUCUCUCAAAUUCCGCAUCCACGACAUUCUUCUACGGCCUGGAUUCCGUUUUCCUUCUAUUUUUCCUUGCAUUAUAUUUUUAAAUAAUGCGUAUUUAUGACCUCUCAUCAGGUGACCCAAAUACUCGAGUUUUCUUCGUUUUAUCGUUAAUAAAAUUUCUAGGUCUCUUCCUAUCCUUCGUAUUACUUCAAGAUUUACAUAUUACUUAGGUACAUAUUUUAACCUAAAUGUAGCAUUAAACAGAUAUGUAAUUUUAAUUAAGGUCUUU
Molecule: messenger RNA, 8527 nt
Organism: Diabrotica virgifera virgifera (western corn rootworm)
Lineage: Eukaryota; Metazoa; Arthropoda; Insecta; Coleoptera; Chrysomelidae
Gene: Cadps
Product: calcium-dependent secretion activator
Exons: 25
Coding region: 171-4502 (1443 amino acids)
Biological process (GO): dense core granule exocytosis; synaptic vesicle exocytosis
Source: RefSeq, a predicted model, not a curated record